Lepisosteus oculatus (spotted gar) is the source of this 3396-nucleotide messenger RNA. It is a transcript of the gene f2rl1.2, whose product is annotated as coagulation factor II (thrombin) receptor-like 1, tandem duplicate 2. Gene Ontology annotation, cellular component: plasma membrane. Lineage: Eukaryota; Metazoa; Chordata; Actinopteri; Semionotiformes; Lepisosteidae. Gene Ontology annotation, biological process: phospholipase C-activating G protein-coupled receptor signaling pathway; positive regulation of Rho protein signal transduction; thrombin-activated receptor signaling pathway. Gene Ontology annotation, molecular function: thrombin-activated receptor activity. The record is from RefSeq and is a predicted model, not a curated record.
UGUUCAUUUUCACUCGAGAGAAAGGCAUUGCUGCGGAGGGGAAUUGACGACGGCUUGUUGCGUUUGGAUUAGAAAGCACAGCACAUUUUGUUUGUAUCACUGUUAGGCGAAGAAAAGUACAGCCAUGUUUUCGGUGAAAUUUAAAGUAAUAUUUUUGCUAAGUUCCUUUAUAUCCAGCUAUGAAGCAGGUAGCUCACGUGGGUUCAUUGGCACAAGUAUUGACGAAAAGGAAAACGUCUUUAAGGUGAACAAAAUUGCCGAAGAAACACUUCAGAGCGGCCUGACCACGGUCUUCCUGCCCAUCGUCUACAUCAUCGUGUUUGUUGUCAGCUUGCCCACCAACGCCAUGGCCAUUUGGGUUUUCCUCUUCCGAACGAAGAAGAAGCAUCCGGCCGCCAUCUACAUGGCCAACCUGGCUCUGUCAGACCUCCUGUUUGUCAUCUGGCUUCCUCUUAAGAUUGCCUACCACAUCAACGGCAAUAACUGGAUCUACGGUGAGGGCCUCUGUAAGGUGCUGGUGGGCUUCUUCUAUGCCAACAUGUACUGUUCCAUUCUUUUCAUUACCUGCUUGAGUGUGCAGAGAUACUGGGUCAUCGCCCAUCCCCUGUCUACCCAGAGGAAAAACAAUCGGUUUGCCGUCUGCCUUUCAAUUGCCAUAUGGAUUUUAAUCUGGUUGAGUACAACGCCACUGUAUCUUUAUGACCAAACUGUCAAGAUUGGGAACCUAGACAUAACCACUUGCCACGAUGUCAACAAAGUAGGCGAGACAAAUUAUCCCUUUGGUUACUUCAUUACAAUGGGCAUCUUUGCUUAUUUCAUCCCAUCUCUGAUAAUUGUAGCGGCUUAUUUCUUGCUGCUUCGGACACUGAGUGACUCGAUAUCGGAUGAGAACACCGGGAAGAAGCGCAGAAAGGCUUUCAUCAUCAUCAUCACCGUCCUUGUGACGUUCCUGAUCUGUUUCACCCCCAGUAACAUUAUGCUUGUUGCUCACUAUUCGCUCUUGAAGCAGGGCUUUGAAAACAAUGUCUAUGGAUUUUACAUUAUCACCCUAUGCCUUGCCAGCUUGAACAGCUGCUUAGAUCCGUUCAUCUAUUACUUUGUUUCCAAAGAGUUCAGAGACAGUGUGAAAAACACCCUCAUCUGCAGGAGUGCUAGGACUGUUGAGCGAAUGAGAGUGUCCUUUAGCUCAAUGAAAUAUUCAAAGAGGAAUGACAUCUAUACUUCAAGUUCGGGAAGCACAAACACAAGUAGCUGCUGAUGAAGGAAAAGAGGUUUUUAAAAUCUUGAUUUCUGAAUUUUAUAUUUAUUUACUGCAUUUUAUUUUUUUUAAAGUCUAUAGUGAAUUAUGGAGGAGAAAUGAAUGGAAUCAAAACAAAAACUGAAUACACGUCUGACUUUACAAGGUCUGAAAGCCCACCGUGUUGGGGAACCUUUCAUUUUGCUAGAGUACAACAUUGUAUUCAUUGCCAAUUUUUUACUGAUGCUAAUAUUUUAUUCAGUCUCUUAUGUGUUGUAAAUGAGUAACUUUCUCUAAAAGGAAAAAUCUUGUGUGUCCUUCAUUUUUAUUACAAACCUGGCUGAAGUGCAUCUCAGAAGCAUGUAUUUGCUUUUUCAGUUUUUAUAGAAUGAUGUUUGUGUAUAUAUAUUUUACUGGCCAUUCUUAUUGUCCCUAAUUGUACACUCAAAAAAUCUUAGCAAUAAAAUAUUUAGCUAAUACAUUAACUAUUUUAAAUCGAUACAAAUAACUUGAUUCCUAUUGAUGUAUUGUACUUCACAAGUGAUUUUCACAGAUUUUUUUCACUUGCUUUUUGAAACCUUAAAUGUACUGUAACACAUUCAUAGAUAUUCAGUUUUAGAUGGACGUGAUCCAUUUUUAAAGCUAAAAAAAUGGAAGUAUUCCUAGUUUUAUAGAUUCAGGUUAAAUGUCAGGUUCUCAUUGCCAGCUUUGUUAAUUUAUGUAUUUGUAGAAUCCCCUCUCCUGUAUUAUAAUGUAUAGUUUCUAUAUUUUAGAGUCUCUUAAAGUAAAGUAAUAUGGUGGUUUAAUGUGCUUGCCACUUAGGUUACAAUAGCUCACUCUCCGCUUGAUGAUAUUACAGAUAACCUCAUUUCCAGGAUUUGCCUGAUGAGCCAUUGCAGAAAAGGCCUCUGGAAUUAGGGCUACUGCUCCUCAGGGAAUGCUGCUUGGGCUGACAACAGGGGGUGGGUUGUGGGAGAAAGAGGGCUAGUCAUGGAGAAUGAGAACAUGACUACAUUCCUACCGAAAUGUCCUUAAUUACAAAGUGAGUCAUAGAACAGGCUUAAACCAUUAACCAAAUGUUUUUUUUUAAUAUAUAAGCAUUCCACUUUUAGUGUCCAUAUUAUUAAUGCCUAGUUUAUCUAAAGUAAAAUUACAUAAAUAUUCUCUACAUAGUAGUGUUUUAGCAUUUAACGAACAGUUUCAAAACAGGAGUGUUCUUCCCUGCAGACUAUAAUAAUAAUUUGUCACUUUCUCAACUCCAAAACAAACCUAAUUUUUUCAUAGUUGCUUAGUGAUUUGUGGAAUAAAUGAAACAAUCAAGUACAUUAUCUUUCAAGAAGUCAAAUCUACUGUAUCAGCUACAACUACACAACAUUUAGCACUGAAACUAGAAACAAUUCUUCGUGAGUUGUUGCUAUUCAGCUUAAUUGAGCAGUAUUCCAUUUUUUAAAAUAAAGCCUGUAUUUAAUUUGAACUAAAUCUAUAGUAUUACAUUUUUGUUAAGUAAUUUACCCUUUAUCAAUGGAGUAGCUAAAAUAAGUAUGAGUAAAUAUUUAAAUAGCUAAAUGGAAAAUUACUCAAUUUAGUGUCAUGAUUUGCCUGUUUAUUUUUAACAUUGCUGAGGCUAAAGAUUGAAUCUGCUGGCACAUUUUAAUUGUUAUAUGAUCACUGGGAUCUUGAUUGCUGUGUUUUGAAGUGGGUUGUAAAACAUUUAGGAUUGAGGCUCACAUUAACUGUAAAGUUCAGAGUCAAUACUCGCUUGAUCUUUUUUAGAUGCUUCAUAUAAAUAAAGGAGUUAUUUAUCUUCAGACCACAUGAAUAGGAAACAUAAGGCUCAGCCUUUAUCUUAGUUACUUUCUGCUGGAACUCUAUGAAAUACAAGUUUCGGGUUUACAGGUGUACAUCUUCAAACCUGUUUUGCAUGUUAGAGUAAACCCUGUGAUCACAUAAAAAUGCAGCCAGGUAGCCAGAACUUGCUUUGUAUUUUAAAUCGUUGUAGCAUUUGCUUUCUGUAUUAAUGUGAAUGUAAUGUAAAAUGAAUGAAAACAUAUGGACUAAGAUCUAGAUAGUCUGUUGUAUAAAUUAAGUUCAUUCUUAACAUUUCUUAACUUUCUCAAUCGCAAAUCCUGCUUUUAUUAAAUGUGGAUAAUAUUCUUAAA